GGGAAAAAGCAAACUUGUCUAACGUGUGCCCAUUUCUUGUCUGCAUAUAAAUAAUGAGUUCAUGUCAUUACAAUUGGUCAUACAAGCGUAGUACACAAUUAUACUGAUCUUUUCUUCACCAUCAUCGUUCUGAUAAGUUUUCUUUGCAUAAUGCCUAGUAUGGGUCAGGAUCAGCUUCAUAUUUUUUUCUUUCCUUUCAUGGCUCAUGGUCAUAUCAUACCGACUAUAGAUAUGGCCAAGCUUUUUGCUUCUCGUGGUGUAAAAUCAACAGUUAUCACCACUCCUCUGAAUGCAAAAACCAUCUCCAAAACAAUCCAAAGAACCAAGAAUUCAGGUUUCGAUAUCGAUAUUCGGAUUCUGGAAUUCCCUGCAGAGGCUGGACUGCCAGAAGGAUGUGAAAACAUGGAUGUCAUCAUUUCUCACCAGGAUGGUAAAGAUUUGGUCAUGAAGUUUUUCCGUGCUAUUGCUAGGCUUCAACAACCUCUGGAGAAUCUACUUGGAGAAUGCAAACCUGAUUGUCUUGUUGCUGAUAUGUUCUUUCCUUGGACUACUGAUGCUGCUGCUAAAUUUGGAAUUCCAAGGCUUGUUUUCCAUGGCAUUAAUUUCUUUUCUUUAUGUACUGGAGAGUGUAUUAAGCUUUAUGAGCCACACAAGAAGGUUUCAUCAGAUUCAGAACCUUUUGUCAUUCCUUAUCUUCCUGGAGAAAUAAAGUAUACAAGAAAGCAACUUCCAGAUUUUCUGAGACAGCAAGAAGAAAAUGAUUUCCUUAAGAUGGUGAAAGCUGUUAAAGAGUCAGAAUUAAAGAGCUAUGGUGUUAUUGUUAACAGUUUCUACGAACUCGAGUCAGUUUAUGCUGAUUUUUACAGGAAAGAAUUGGGCAGAAGAGCAUGGCACAUAGGUCCGCUUUCGUUAUGUAACAGCGGAAUUGAAGAUAAAACACAAAGAGGAAGAGAGGCAACAAUUGAUGAACAUGAGUGCACGAAAUGGCUUGAUUCCAAGAAACCCAAUUCUAUUAUCUACAUAUGUUUUGGUAGUUUAGCCAACUUCACUGCCUCUCAGCUUAUGGAGCUUGCAGUAGGACUUGAAGCUUCAGGCCAGCAAUUCAUUUGGGUGGUGAGGAGAAACAAGAAAAGUCAAGAAGAAGACGAUGAAGAAUGGCUGCCUAAAGGGUUUGAAGAAAGAAUGGAAGGUAAAGGGAUGAUCAUAAGAGGCUGGGCACCACAGGUUUUGAUUCUUGAUCACGAGGCAAUUGGAGGAUUCGUUACUCAUUGUGGAUGGAACUCAACACUUGAAGGUAUAACAGCAGGUAAACCAAUGGUAACAUGGCCUAUUUCUGCUGAGCAAUUCUACAAUGAGAAGCUGGUGACUGAGAUCUUGAAGAUUGGGACUGGUGUUGGUGUAAAAGAAUGGGUUAAAUUUCAUGGUGAUCAUGUUACGAGUGAGGCUGUAGAGAAGGCGAUAAAUCGAAUAAUGACAGGGGAAGAAGCAGAGGAAAUGAGGAGUAGAGCAAAGAAGCUAGCAGAAAUGGCAGGACAUGCCGUUGAAGAAGGCGGAUCGUCUUACUCUGAUCUCAAUGCUUUGGUUGAAGAAUUGAGACCCCGUCGCGGAUAUCAAAUGGACAGUGAUGCUAAAAGACAUCCUGAGCUUUACUUUUUCUUCUUCCCAUUUAUGGCUCAAGGCCAUAGUAUUCCACUCAUAGACAUGGCCAAACUAUUUGCAUCAAGAGGCCAAAAGGUAAGUAUAAUUACUACUCCUGUCAAUGCACCUGAUAUAUCCAAAGCAAUUGAGAGAAGCAGGGUUUUGGGUCAUGAAAUUGACAUUCUUAUCAUCAAAUUCCCUUGUGUGGAAGCUGGAUUGCCUGAAGGAUGUGAGCACUUGGAGUUGGUUACUUCACCUGAAAUGGGGUUAAAUUUUUUCAUGGCCACUGAUAUACUUGCUAAGCCACUUGAACAUCUCUUGAAACAGUACCGUCCUGAUUGUCUGGUUGCAGACACUUUCUUUCCAUGGUCUAAUGAAGCUGCAUCUAAAUCUGGUAUUCCAAGAAUUGUAUUUAGUGGAACUUGUUUCUUCUCUUCAUGUGCUUCACAGUGUGUGAAUAAAUAUCAGCCUUACAAGAACAUAUCAUCCGAUACCGAUCUUUUUGUCAUUCCAGAAUUUCCAGGUGAGAUCAAGUUGACAAGAAACCAACUUCCAGAAUUUGUUAUACAACAAACUGGCUUCUCUGAGUUCUAUCAGAAAGUAAAAGAAGCAGAAGCUAAAUGCUAUGGCGUUAUUGUCAAUAGCUUCUACGAGCUCGAACCCGAUUAUGUUGAUAAUUUCAAGAAAGUUUUAGGAAUCAAAGCAUGGAACAUUGGCCCCAUUUCAUUAUGCAAUAGUAACAUUCAGGAUAAAGCAAAGCGAGGGAGAGAAGCAUCUAUUGAUGAAAACGAGUGUUUGGGAUGGCUCAAUUCAAAGAAACCAAACUCUGUUAUUUAUAUUUGCUUUGGAAGUGUUGCGAAUUUCCUUUCUUCACAACUUCUUGAGAUUGCAAUGGGUCUUGAAGAUUCUGGGCAGCAGUUUAUUUGGGUGGUAAAGAAAAGCAAGAACAAUCAAGAAGAAUGGUUACCUGAGGGGUUUGAGAAAAGAAUGGAAGGGAAGGGACUAAUAAUACACGGAUGGGCACCUCAAGUAACGAUUCUUGAACAUGAAGCAAUUGGAGGAUUCGUAACUCAUUGCGGAUGGAAUUCAACGCUUGAAGCAAUAGCGGCAGGAGUGCCAAUGGUUACAUGGCCAGUAGCUGCUGAGCAGUUUUACAACGAAAAGUUGAUAACUGAGAUAUUAAGAAUUGGAGUUGCUGUGGGUACUAAAAAAUGGUCUAGAGUAGUUGGUGAUAGUGUGAAGAAAGAAGCCAUAAAGAAGGCAGUGACACAAGUUAUGGUGGAUAAGGAAGCAGAGGAAAUGAGAUGUAGGGCAAAAAACAUUGGAGAAAUGGCAAGAAAAGCAGUUUCGGAAGGUGGAUCUUCUUACUCUGAUUUUAAUGCCUUCAUUGAAGAAUUGAGGAGAAAAAAGUUCUUGCAAGAUCAAAUGGAAAGUGGAAAAAGAUCCGAGCUUUACUUUUUUUUCUUUCCAUUUAUGGCUCAAGGCCAUAGUAUUCCACUCAUAGACAUGGCCAAGCUAUUUGCAUCAAGAGGCCAAAAGGUAAGUAUAAUCACAACUCCUGUCAAUGCCCCUGAUAUUUCCAAAUCAAUUCAACGCAGCAGGGUUUUGGGACACAAAAUUGAUAUCGUAAUCAUCAAAUUCCCUUGCGUGGAGGCUGGAUUGCCUGAAGGAUGUGAGCACUUGGAGUUGGUUACUUCACCUGAAAUGGUGAGUGUUUUCUUCCAGGCCACUACUAUACUUGCUCAGCCACUUGAACAUCUCUUGAAAAAGUAUUGUCCUGAUUGUCUAGUCUCAGACACUUUCUUUCCAUGGUCAAAUAAAGUUGCAUCUAAAUUCGGAAUUCCAAGAAUUGUUUUCAGUGGAACAUGUUUCUUCUCUUCGUGUGCUUCACAGUGUAUGUAUUUAUACCAGCCUUGCAAGAAUGUAUCAUCCGAUACCGAUGUUUUUGUCAUUCCAAAUCUUCCAAGAGAGAUCAAGUUGACAAGAAACCAACUACCAGAGUUUGUUAAAGAAGAAACUAGCUUCUCUGACUACUAUAGAAAAGUGAAAGAAGCAGAAGCUAAAAGCUAUGGUGUUCUUGUCAAUAGCUUCUAUGAGCUCGAACCCACUUACGCCGAUCAUUACAGGAAUGUAUUGGGAAUAAAAGCAUGGCACAUUGGUCCAAUUUCGCUAUGCAAUAGUAACAAUCAAGAUAUGUUAAACAGAGGAAAAGAAGCUUCCAUUGAUGAAAAUGAGUGCUUAGAGUGGCUAAAUUCAAAGAAACCAAACUCAGUUGUCUAUAUAUGCUUUGGAAGUCUUGCGAAUUUCGUUUCGUCACAGCUUCUUGAGAUUGCAAUGGGUCUUGAAGAUUCAGGGCAGCAAUUUAUUUGGGUUGUAAAGAAAAGCAAGAGCAAUGAAGAAGAUUGGUUACCUGAUGGAUUUGAAGAAAGAAUGAAAGAGAAAGGACUAAUAAUAAGAGGAUGGGCACCUCAAGUGAUGAUUCUUGAACAUAAAGCAGUUGGAGGAUUUGUGACCCAUUGCGGAUGGAACUCUACGCUUGAAGCAGUAUCUGCAGGAGUGCCAAUGGUGACCUGGCCAGUAUCAGCAGAGCAGUUUUAUAACGAAAAGUUGAUAACUGAGGUGUUAAGAAUUGGAGUAGCUGUGGGUGCUCAGAAGUGGCUUAAAUUAGAAGGUGAUGGGGUGAAGAAAGAAGCUAUAAAUAAGGCAGUGACACAAGUUAUGGUGGGUGGUAAAGAAGCAGAGGAAAUGAGAUGCAGAGCGGAAAAGCUUGGAGAAAUGGCGAAGAAAGCAGUAGCAGAAGGUGGAUCUUCUCACUCUGAUUUUAAUACCUUGAUUGAAGGACUGAGGAGUAAGAAUUAAGAAAAUCUAGAAUCUUCAAUGAACAAUCAAGAUGGUUUUAUUUUCAAUGCUUUUAUCUGCGUAUCGGGUAGGAAAUUAUUUCUUUUCCAAUUCAAGAUUGUGUUUAGAUAAUGAUUGCCCAUUGAAAAUACUUUUCUUUGCGCCACUUAAAGCAUUUCCAGUAAGUAUAUCUGAUUUCUUGUGGUAUUGAAUUUUCUGGUGUUAAUGAAGUCAUUCACCCAAAAGAGUUGAUGUAGAACUGGGUCGGUUAUGGCGGUUGUGAAUCGGACUUGGGUUCUUAUUUUCCUGUGGUUACUUAGGAAUAUGCAUUGGGAAAAUGGAGAUGGCAAAGGAAGAAGGAAAUUAAGGUUGUUUGCCAUAAGAAAUCCUAUGCGUACCAGGCGUUUAUGAAAAUGCUUCAACCGAAUUGUCGUUCUUAUUGUUAGGUUGUUUCAGGCUCUGUUUGCUUCAUUUGGUUGCCACUUAUGCAGCAGCUUACCAGUUAGUUAUUAAAAGUCUGUUGUAAUUGUUUCUGCAAUCUUCGCUAUGAUCAGUUGAUUUGUUUUGUAAACCCAAUAUGUAGCUGUGCAUGAGAGAUGUAUACUGACGAUUAACAAUCACAAUAUUCUUGAUCUCUAA
Messenger RNA from Ricinus communis (castor bean), 5115 nucleotides. RefSeq lists its product as uncharacterized. Bases 151 to 4497 code for a protein of 1448 amino acids. NCBI's taxonomy places the organism in Eukaryota, Viridiplantae, Streptophyta, Magnoliopsida, Malpighiales, Euphorbiaceae. The transcript is spliced from 3 exons. The record is from RefSeq and is a predicted model, not a curated record. Gene Ontology annotation, molecular function: UDP-glycosyltransferase activity.